Messenger RNA from Drosophila albomicans, 581 nucleotides. RefSeq lists its product as uncharacterized. The transcript has 3 exons. Lineage: Eukaryota; Metazoa; Arthropoda; Insecta; Diptera; Drosophilidae. The coding region runs from base 69 to 563 and encodes 164 amino acids. The record is from RefSeq and is a predicted model, not a curated record.
UGAUUUGCAACGCGUUUAGUGUGUUCGGUAUAAUCGGAGUAUCCUUAUUCCUGCUUGGAAGUGACGCUAUGCGCAUGUGGGAUUAUGAGCUCAUUUCGAUUGAGGCCUCCACCUCGGAUCCAGACAAGCUUUCCAAUGAUUUCAGAGUAAAACAAAAUCGCAAGGGGGAAAUCUACUUUGAUGGAUAUAUUUAUUUCAAUUAUGACUUUGAUAACUCUGGAACUAUGGUUGAAAGCAGUGCAAUGCGUAGUCAAGCUGGAAAUGAGAAUGAAUAUGCUCCAGUGAUCUGGAGUAUACCAAAGGAAACGUACGACGAAUUCAUGGAAAAUUACUAUAAAGACAUAAUCUAUAGUAAUGUUGGAACUUGCACCAAUUUGCCAGAGCCAGAAAAUAUUGUUCCAUGGAAAAAUCACAACUAUACUUUUGUUAACUGCAAAAUCGAGCCGCAUGGCUUCCCCGAUAUAGUUCCCCAAGGUUACUAUAGGGUGAAUUUCAAAGUAACUGGGGAAGUAAAUUGGGGUUUUGUGGGAGUCGUCAGGGUAUUUGAUAAAUAUGGGCAUUGAAUAUUGAAUAAAAAAUUC